Messenger RNA from Pocillopora meandrina, 687 nucleotides. The record is from the annotation of a GenBank genome assembly. NCBI's taxonomy places the organism in Eukaryota, Metazoa, Cnidaria, Anthozoa, Scleractinia, Pocilloporidae.
AUGUCCAAAAUGGCGUCUCCAAUGGAAGGUUGGGGCUUGUUGAAGCAAGGCGCAGAGGCACGUGUCUACAGAACGAAGUUUUACACCAAGAAGACUAUAGUGAAGGAAAGGUUUUCAAAAUGUUACAGGCACCCCUCUCUAGACGAAAAGCUCACCCAUCGAAGGACUACGCAAGAAGUACGAUCAAUGCUUCGUUGCAGGAAAGCAGGAAUCUGCACUCCAGCCGUUUAUUAUGUUGAUUACACUACUCAUUGUAUCUACAUGGAAGAAAUCGAAAAUUGCGUGACAGCCAGAGAUCACAUCAACGAGCUUCUGGAUGGCCCUUCUGAAGUAUCUGAGCAAAGUUUACAGAGUCUUGCGGAAAAAAUUGGUUCUACAUUGGCGGUAAUGCACAACGUGGAUUGUGUUCAUGGAGAUUUGACCACUUCAAACAUCUUGAUAAAGUCAGGUUUUGAAAAUAUCAUUCUGAUUGACUUCGGACUGAGCUUUAUAUCAUCACUGACAGAAGACAAAGGCGUUGAUCUUUACGUUUUGGAGAGGGCUUUCCUCAGCACUCAUCCAAACACUGAGCAGCUGUUCAAGAUUGUUUUGGAAAGUUACAAGGGGAAAGCAAACAAGGCUGGAGAGAUAAUAAAGAAACUUGAUGAAGUGAGGUUGCGUGGACGAAAGAGGACAAUGGUGGGGUGA